CUCCCUCCCCACCAAAAUAUUGAGAGUUAAGAGGCAGCUCCUCUGUGUAAUUGAGCCCAGAAGAGAGCAGUAGCCAGGCGGAGGCUGAGCUGCUGCUGCGGAAAGGCUUUCCUUCUGUCUUCCUUGACUGCGGCUGACUGGAUUUCCAUUUCCAAGCCAGGACUGGAUUUUAAAAUACAAACUUCCAACAUUGCGGCUUCGAUGGGGUGGUGCUUUUCCGACAUUUAAAAGUGUGCCACCACAAGAAACCUCUUCUUUAUUAUUAUUAUUAUUUUGGUGGCGCAGUCUCAUCUAAGGACACAUCUUCGUUUGGAUUUGGGCUUCUUUUUUAACACCCCUCUUUUUUUUAAAUUGGGGACAACAUUUCUAUAUUUUUUGAGAAUUUUGAAAGGAAGGAAGAUCUCGAGACAGCUGCUGACAAGUCUCCUCUCCUUCCCUCCCUCCCGCCUCCUCCUUCCCAGCUUUGGGAAGGAAGGAGCUGUUUGCUCCCAUCAGCAGUUUUAUUCCUCUCUGUUGUUAUUAUUACUCCCCGGUGAAAUCCUAUCAACCAACCGGGAAGGAUCCGGAUCGUGCUUCGUUGAAUUUGCCUUCUUCCUUCCUCCCCUGACUCCCUCCUGGUGACUGGUUUUAUUUUUUGGAAGAUGUUACUCUCCAAGUUCGGCUCCCUUGCUCACCUUUGCAACCCAAGCAGCAUGGAUCACUUGCCGGUGAAGAUCCUCCAGCCAGUGAAAGUGGAGAAGGAGCCGUUCGAUAAAAUCUAUCAAGUGGGCUCAGUCCUGGGCAGCGGGGGAUUUGGCACAGUAUAUGCCGGGAACAGGAUCGCAGAUGGCUUGCCGGUGGCCGUGAAACAUGUGGUGAAGGAGCGGGUGACCGAGUGGGGCACCAUUGGUGGAGUAAUGGUGCCCUUGGAGAUAGUCCUCCUGAAAAAAGUGGGCUCGGGCUUCCGAGGGGUGAUCAAGCUGCUGGACUGGUAUGAGAGGCCGGAUGGCUACUUGAUCAUCAUGGAGCGGCCCGACCUGGUCAAAGACCUCUUUGACUUCAUUACCGAGAAGGGGGCACUGGACGAAGAGACGGCCCGGGGCUUUUUCCGCCAAGUGCUGGAGGCAGUGCGCCAUUGUUACAACUGCGGCGUGGUGCACCGAGACAUCAAGGAUGAGAAUCUCCUAGUGGAUCUCAGGACAGGGGAGCUGAAGCUGAUAGAUUUUGGAUCAGGCGCCAUCCUGAAGGACACAGUCUACACUGAUUUUGAUGGAACACGAGUAUACAGUCCUCCAGAAUGGAUCCGCUUCCACAGAUAUCACGGAAGAUCAGCCACCGUGUGGUCCCUGGGCGUGCUCUUGUAUGACAUGGUCUGUGGAGACAUCCCUUUUGAACAAGACGAAGAGAUCUUGAGGGGACGGUUAUACUUCCGAAGAAGAAUUUCACCUGAAUGCCAACAACUGAUCAAAUGGUGCCUUUCUCUGAGGCCUUCCGACAGACCGACACUUGAGCAAAUUUUUGAUCACCCUUGGAUGCACAAAUCGGAAGUGGUGAAGUCAGACGACUGUGACAUAAGGCUACGGACCAUUGACACUGACGUAUCUAGCACAAGUUCAAGCAACGAGAGCCUGUGAAAGACUUGAGGACCUUGCAAUGGGAGGGGAGCUUCAAGCAGGAGGAAAACAAAAAAAGAAAAAAGACCAGAGUGCUGCUGCUGCCAUUAUGUAGGAGGGGCUAGAAAAAAAUGCAUUCAUUAUUCUGUAGUUUGAAUCUUUGUCUGAGGGAAUUGAUCUUUUUUUAUUUCCCCCUCCCCCUUUUGGCUGGUUUCUGCUUUGGAAUGAGAGAUUUCCUUUGGAAACGUUCAUGUUUGGGAGUUUGCAGGCCAGUACUUAAGUCAAAAGACUGACCAUUUUUUUUAAAUUAAAGAAAAAAGCAGUGACCUCUUUAUAAAUAACAUGGUAAAUCUUUUUGCUCUCAUAGAGCCUGGACUAGAUUUUAUUUGCUUUUUUGAGUGCCUUUUUGAAAGCUGCUUCAGUGGGACUUUCUUUUUUUGAGCUGUGUAUGUCCAAAGAAGAUCCAAUACAUGAUAGGAUUUGGCUCCCUUUAGUCACACCAAGUGCAGUGGGGAUACAAAUCCUAUGAUGCAGUGGAAGAACAUGUUCAGUGAUUGAAUGAAGUAGUCCCAUCCACUGGCGAUGGAAUACUUGAACACAAACAUUUCACUCCUUUUCCGGUUCUCUUCUGGCUCUCCUUUUCCUCCCCCCAAGACAACCUCUGCUGCUCCACACUGUAUUUCCAAUAAGCUGCACAGGUUAUCAGCUGUUUUAUCAGGAACACUUGCUCAUAUUCCAUUUUCAUCAUCUCUACCACUGGGCACUAAAAAAAGGCCCUUUCUCAACUCCCCCCCCCCCCCCCCCACCUGCAAGUCUUAAAAAGUAUGUAUGGGCAUGUUAAAUGCACAAUCAAUGCAAUAUUCAAGGACUUUGUGUGUGUGUUAUUUCCAUACCUGUAUAAAAUGUUUAUGUACAUUUUGUUUUUCCCCCAUGGACUAUACUAUUUUAUUUAUUGUCUGGAGUUUAGAUGAUCUCUCACAGUCUCAUCUGUGGCUAUUUAUUUUAGCUAAUUUAUUUGUUUAGAAGUAUCCAACACUGUGCUUCUCUCUUUUCUCGUCAUGGACUUUCUUACAGGUGAUCCAAACAAUUUUUUUUUGUACAUUCCUAUCUGUCUUGUCUGUCUCCCUUUUAUUUUCCCCCCUCUCUUUUUGAUUUUGUUGAAAAAGUUAAAAGUCUGACCAUGCCUGUUUUGUUUUUUCAUUUUUUGGUUGGAAGGUGGAAAAUUGUACAAAGUCUAAUUUAAGGGAACUAGAAUGACUUUAAAAGUUAGUUGGUAUGCCUUUUUUGUCUGGUAUUAUUUACAUACCAGAAUUGUAAAGUAAUGCUGUUUGGAAGGGUUUUAAAUUAUUGACAUUGUACAGUCUUUGUGCAUUGGCUCUGGAAGGAAGAAUGGCAGAGUCAUAAACCUUAAUUUAUUUUAAUAGCUGUGUGUUUUGUGAUCUGGUUGCAUUUAUGCAGCUUGGACAUUUUUUCCUUCUGUUUAACGGUGUGAAAUGUAUGGAGAUCAUAUUUUUUUAUACAGGUAUUUCAAUUAAACUUUUUUGUAGAUAA
Anolis carolinensis (green anole) is the source of this 3143-nucleotide messenger RNA. It is a transcript of the gene pim3, whose product is annotated as Pim-3 proto-oncogene, serine/threonine kinase. Gene Ontology annotation, cellular component: cytoplasm. Gene Ontology annotation, molecular function: protein serine/threonine kinase activity; ATP binding. The transcript has 6 exons. Bases 642 to 1613 code for a protein of 323 amino acids. The record is from RefSeq and is a predicted model, not a curated record. Lineage: Eukaryota; Metazoa; Chordata; Lepidosauria; Squamata; Anolidae. Gene Ontology annotation, biological process: negative regulation of apoptotic process; regulation of mitotic cell cycle; protein autophosphorylation.